AUGAUUGUACCAUUAGGUGAUCUCUCGGCUCAAGCAAUCGAGACAUACAAGGCCAAGCAGACCGGGGCAAAAGGAAACGACGAGGAAGAGGACUUAGGAAUCGACUGGAAGCGCGUGCUGCGCUUCCUCAUUUUCGGAGCGACACUGCAGCCCAUUUGGAACCAUUACUACUUCCAGUGGUUCGACCAUCUGAUUCCCCCGCCCUCCGACCCCAUCAGCCUGACGAACGUGCUCAAGGUUGCCCUCGAUCAAGGUAUCCAAGCCCCGAUCUUCACAGUGGUCAUUUUCGCCUAUUUGGACUUGUUAGAAGGGAAAAACCUGGAGGAAACUAAGGCACAAAUCAAGCGGGAUUUCUGGCCGUGCAUUACAACCAACUGGUGGGUAUGGAUUCCCAUUACUUGCGCGAAUUAUGCCUUUGUCCCCCCCGACCUCAGGGUCUUGUUCGUGAACGUCGCCUUCCUGGGGUGGUGUGUCUUUUUGUCCCUGCUGGUCAAUAAAAAGGAUGGAGAGCCUACGUCACAAACAAGGCCAUCGGAAUCGUAA
Messenger RNA from Nannochloropsis gaditana CCMP526, 543 nucleotides. RefSeq names its product peroxisomal membrane protein 2 (gene PXMP2). The record is from RefSeq and is a predicted model, not a curated record. Gene Ontology annotation, cellular component: cytoplasm; membrane. The transcript has a single exon. The coding region runs from base 1 to 543 and encodes 180 amino acids.